GUGGCUUGGUGAUGUCGUUGUCAAGGAUUUACCCAAUGGCACCUAUGUGUGACACUGAGCUUGGUGGUGGCAAGGUGAAGGAGCUGAGCAUGAGCGUCAGGUGUCGCACGUCCUGGUUCGAGCGGUUUGUGCAGCCCUGCCUGGUGGAGCUGCUGGGCUCUGCCCUCUUCAUCUUCAUCGGGUGCCUGUCAGUCAUCGAGAAUGGGCCAGACACUGGGCGGCUGCAGCCGGCCCUGGCCCACGGGCUGGCCUUGGGGCUCAUCAUCGCUAUACUGGGGAACAUCAGUGGUGGACACUUCAACCCUGCGGUGUCGCUGGCGGCCAUGCUGAUUGGAGGCCUCAACGUGAUCAUGCUUCUUCCCUACUGGCUAUCUCAGCUGUGUGGGGGGCUGAUUGGGGCCGCCUUGGCCAAGGUGGUGAGUCCUGAGGAGAGGUUCUGGAAUGCCUCUGGGGCCGCCUUUGUGACAGUCCAGGAGCAGAGGCAGGUGGGGGCGGCGCUGGGGGCGGAGAUCAUCCUGACAGCACUGCUGGUACUGGCCGUGUGCAUGGGCGCCAUCAACGAGAAGACGCGCGGCUCUCUGGCCCCGUUCUGCAUUGGCUUCUCGGUCACCGUGGAUAUCCUGGCAGGGGGUGCUAUCUCUGGAGCCUGCAUGAACCCAGCUCGUGCCUUUGGACCUGCUGUGAUGGCCAACCACUGGAGCUUCCACUGGAUCUACUGGCUGGGCCCACUCCUGGCUGGCCUGCUCGUGGGACUGCUCAUCAGGCUCCUCAUUGGAGAUGGGAAGACCCGCCUAAUCCUAAAGGGACGAUGAAGCACAACUGCUGCCCCUAUGCCUUCAGCUGCC
Molecule: messenger RNA, 845 nt
Organism: Marmota flaviventris (yellow-bellied marmot)
Lineage: Eukaryota; Metazoa; Chordata; Mammalia; Rodentia; Sciuridae
Gene: Aqp8
Product: aquaporin 8
Biological process (GO): water transport; transmembrane transport
Cellular component (GO): plasma membrane
Molecular function (GO): water channel activity
Source: RefSeq, a predicted model, not a curated record